This is a messenger RNA of Arctia plantaginis, 1464 nucleotides long. The record is from the annotation of a GenBank genome assembly. Lineage: Eukaryota; Metazoa; Arthropoda; Insecta; Lepidoptera; Erebidae.
AUGGUGAAUAAAGUGUACAAAGUAAGUUCUGUUAAAGAAAAGAAAAUGGGUAGCAAACACAACCAGAUACUUAUGUCUAUUGUUGUGUGUCUGCCAAUCUUCGCAUACGGGACAGCCAUGGGUUGGAUCUCUCCAAACAAAGCAAUACUCAUGAGCGAAGAUUCUCCAUCAGAUUCGCCCUUGUCCGAGGAAGUUGUUUCGUGGAUGGCGUCCAUUAUGUUUAUAUUCGCGCCAGUUGCUGUUUUCGUAUUUGGGAUGGCCGCUGACAAGUUUGGGAGAAAAAAUGCAUUGUUAUUCGCAUCUGUACCUAUUUCGCUCGGCUGGGCCGUUAAACUAAUUUGCGCUCAUCCGAUCGCUUUGAUCGGUGCACGAGCGCUGAUUGGCUUUGGUUCUGGAGGUGGCUUCGUAGUGUGUCCUCUCUACGUGAAGGAAAUCAGCGAAGACAGCAUCAGAGGGAUGACAGGGACCUUUGUUAUAUUCUCGCAGACAGCCGGGAACCUCUUAGUUUUCAUAUUAGGAGACCUCCUGCCAUUCAACACAGUACUCUGGAUUCUUCUCGCGAUUCCUCUUAUACACUUCUGCAUAUUGCUCCGACUGCCUGAGACGCCUUCAUAUUUGAUCAAGUGUGGUAGGAAUGAGGACACAGCCAAAGUUUUAGGUUGGCUCCGUUCUUUACCUGCUAAUGAUAAGUCCAUUUCUGAAGAAGUGGACAGACUUAUCGUUGAACAAACAACCAGCGAUCCUAAGUUUUCUCCUACCCUAUUAUUCGCCGACAAAACUGCAGUAAAGGCAUUCUGGGUGGCCCUCAUCGUGAACCUUACCAGGGAGUUCUGCGGCUGUAUAGCAGUUCUGGUCUACGCUAGUCACAUCUUCGCAGAGGCAGGCAAAGAUCCAAGCACCAGCAUAGCAUUGACGCCAAACAAGCAAUCCAUAUUGCUGGCUGCUGUACAGAUUUUUGGUUCAUUUUUGGCGUGUCAGCUUGUCGACCGGGCAGGAAGAAAACCUCUCCUAGCUGUGACAAGUGUGUUAGCAGGAUUCAGCAUGUGUUUCCUUGGCAUAUGGUUCUACCUUCAGAGCAUUGAAGUGUUCCUACCUGGUUGGAUGCCCAUCGUAGCGUUGUGUAUCUGCAUAUUUGCUGACGCUUCAGGCCUACAGCCACUACCGUUCGUUAUCAUGACUGAGAUGUUUAGUUUCCAGCUCCGAGGAACUGUAGCUACCCUCGUCAUGGCGAUUUCCCUCGGAACCGACUUCGCUCUCCUCAAGCUUUUUGCACCACUUAAUUCCUGGAUAGGUUAUCAUUCAACCUUUUGGAUAUUCAGUUUCAUAUGCCUCGCUAAUGUAUUUUACCUCAUUUUCUUCGUUCCCGAGACAAAAAUGCGAAACCUUGAAGAUAUCUACGCAGACCUAGAAGGGAGGAGAAGAAAAAAGAAAAAUACAGAAAUAGUUGAAACUAACCAUGUAUAA